AACAUGUACCUUUCAGUGUUUGGGGAACAGACAGAGCUGAAUUGGUCAAAUUCCUUUCCUGGAAGUGGUGUAAAUGAAAUAACUGACUGCUUACUGACUGAAAUGCCACUGAAACUGGGUUUCCGAGACUACAGGUCUGGAUGCUAGCCCAAGUGUCUACGGGCUGUUUGCUUUGAGUUUCGGUUUAUGUUAUGCUUGUGGUUUCUGUCUCUUUCUUCGCAGAAUCCUGUCGCGUUCAGACGUGUCGAGGCAGAUCGGGACUUCAUGGAACAGAGUCAGAGGAAGAGUGGAAAGUCAAGUGGCCGUUCAGCAGAGCCUGAUCUGGGAGGAUGAAGGAGGAAUGUGGGCGGCCCAUGUCAGCUGCCUUGAAGUCUGCGCGACCAGUUUCAGGCUUCACUUCCUGCUCCGUGCCGUCUGUCAUCACCUGUCAGGUAGGAUAGGUGUUGCACCGAGCGCUGAGAGAGCACACACACACACACACACACACUGAGGUUAUUCCUCAGACGGAGCACUCUCGCUACUGAGCUUGAAAGACGGACUGAUGAAUCUCUACAGGAGUUUUGGGUGUUUGCUGGAGACCUGGGUGGCUGAGGGUUACCCGGUUGAACGCUCAAGCUCAGCAGAGGCUUUGGAAAAAAAACUGGACCUGAACGGCAGCGACUCAGCGUCUGCAGACUCCCUGAGGCUCACAGGAGCCACUCUGAGGUCUGAAUCUGAAGACUCUGGAGUGGAGCUGCCAUCUGUGGUCAGCCCUUUAACCUCCCAGCACCAUGUCCUGACCAAACAGGCUUCGCAGCUAGGAGAGGAUGAUUUACGACCCACAUCUUCAUCGCCGGCUCUUUCUCAGUGCUCGUCAUCCUCCUCCUUCUCAGCGAGGGAAAGUGUUAAACUGCUUAAAGGAGGCGGAAAACCUUCGGAGACGACCGGGCUGAAGGUGGAGGAGGUGCUGCGGAGAACGGAGCCAGCCUGGAGGAGAAGCGUGGAUGGUAGCCUGCGGCGUCGGUGUAACACUGCUUCAAUAUCCAGCAGAUCUUCCACACCCUCCAUACGCUCCAGAGUUGGAAGCAUAGGUCCAGGAAGGCCUUACGUGCAGCCGGCUAAUGAGCAAAGAUCGUCAGAAACUCCGAGAGAAAGACACACACCACAGCAGCCUGCUGUCAGUCCCAGAGACCCAAAGGAGAAGUCUGCAUGUGACACUGGACCUGAGUGGGAUCAUCUGCCUCCUGGGUUUCUGUACCUGGAGCAAAUGUGCCGGAUGCUGGAAGAGAUCGCCAGGCUGCAGAGGGAGAACCAGAAGCUGCAGCAGGUGAUGACGAAGAGCCGAGACGAGACGGAAGAGACGGAGAUGAAGGCUGUCUGCACGAAGAACACUCAUUCCGACUCCACAGUCGGUGAGAAGCUGGACUUCCGGGAUGCCAAAGUUCAACCAGGACUUCCCUCUGAAGCGUUCCGUCGAAGGAGCGUGUCUGAUACGUGGACUUUUAUCGGACGGCGAAGUAAAUCUAAAGCCCCUCGAGCUGAGCACUUCCCAUCUACAGACAUUUUACUGGAAGAGCCUGAAUCCCCACAGUCGCCGGUUGAAACGGAGCAGCGGAAGGCGAGUAACAGCCUGAAACUGAAGAUUAGCUCACUCAGAUGGAAUGAGAAGUCUAAAGAAGCCAAGAGCAGCAGCAGCCUGGAAAAAGAGAAAAAGAGGACAUUUGGACAGUUGCUCAAGAACAGAAGAAAGACCACACGAAUCUGACUGGCUGCUCGGACCUGAACGUGACAAAAGAAGUAGCAAAAUAAUAAAUGGACACAAUGCAAUGUGGACAAUCUUCACAUCUUCCAUCAGCUUGCCAUUUUUAUAUAUGGAACACAAACGAUUGAAGAUUUAUCUUGCCUAAAUCUUGCUUACAUACAUCUUCUUUUUAUUUUCAUCAGGCUGAAUAUAUGAUUUUAAUUAUUUUUGGUUUUUGUAGCCAAGGCGAAAUAGUUCCCAACACAUCUCAUUGCAAUGAAAUCAUGGUGGGUGGAGAUUAUGCGGAUAGUUAUAACAUUUCCAGCUAAUUCUAACCUCUUUAUAAUUUCGAGAAAUCCAGGCCUGGAUGUGACCGAUGUAAUUGAGCUGUAAAGACGUGGUGCACAUCUAAAAGGUUUUUCUGGAUAAUGUUGAGAUUGCAACAUGUUUUUUUGGGUAAGGUUUCAAACCAGGGUGGGGUCGGGAUGACUUAGUACUACGCACUAAUCUGUUUAUUUCAACAUUACAUUAAUAUAAACCUAAAUAAUUAAGCCUUACCUAAGCUUGCCAGUAUUUUAAUGGAUAUUAAUAAUGCAUGCUAGAUGCAUUAAGAUAAACAAAGCACUUACAGUGUUGUAGGCAUUUUACUGUACACUGGUGUACACUCUCACUAAAGAGUAGGUCUUUUAAUUUUUUUUUUAUAAAAUAAUCUUUAACCUUAAAACAAAAACUCAGGUAGGUUAAAGAAGCACUCUCAGGAUUUUGACUAUAUUGCAGUGUGUGUGUUGGUGGUGUUUUAUAUUUUUCGAUCGUUAUAACUUUUAUAUUAUGUGCUGCUAAAUUAUUAAAAACAAAAGAGAUCUCGGUCUCUUGCCUCGUAUUGUAAUUUGUGCAAUGUGGAACAGAUGUACAGUGUAAAGCUCUUAUGGUUGUAUAU
Messenger RNA from Hemibagrus wyckioides, 2657 nucleotides. RefSeq lists its product as uncharacterized. The record is from RefSeq and is a predicted model, not a curated record. Lineage: Eukaryota; Metazoa; Chordata; Actinopteri; Siluriformes; Bagridae. The transcript is spliced from 6 exons. Bases 542 to 1744 code for a protein of 400 amino acids.